AUGAAGCACACACCAAUGAAGUCGUCCAAGAUGGCCAGCUCUAGUGAAGAAGAGCUGAGCACUCUUGUACAGUUGCGUGGCAUGGCACAAGGUAACAUCACGCGCAUCAAGAACAUCUUGACCCAAGCCCAAGCGGACCAGGCUGAGCUGCCUUCCGCUCAAGUGAAGGUGUACGUGAAGAAAGUGGAAAGUGCCUACAACGAGUACCAUCAGCACCACCAGCAGAUAGUGGCGAUUCUUCCUUCGAACAAGAAGGAGGAACAGAACGAGAAGUUCCUGCAAUUCGAGACGUUGCACGAAGAGGUGUCCAUCAUGCUCGAGACCCUUCUCGAGGCUCAAUCCGCACCACCUGCGGCCCAACAAGUGCAACCACCGGCGAACCAACAACCGUUGGUCAUCCAGCAAUCUCUUCCUCGCGCCAUCCCCACCUUCGACGGGAGGUACGAGAAUUGGGAACGGUUCAAGAUCAUGUUCCGUGAUGCAGUCGACCGUACCAACGAAGCACCUCGAAUCAAGCUGUAUCACCUUGAGAAGGCCCUCGUCGGUGAUGCGGCGGGAAUCAUAGACGUGAAGACGAUUGCCGAUGGAAACUACGCCCACGCCUGGGAGUUACUGGAGGAAAGGUUCGAGGAUCAGCGGCGAAUGAUCGACAUCCAUAUUGCUGGACUGCUCGGAGUGAAGAAACUUUCGAAGGAGGAUUUCGGUGAGUUGCGAUCCUUGGUCGAGUCUACCACUAGUCACGUGGAAAACUUGAAGUUCCUUGACCAAGAGUUCACCGGCGUCUCUGAGCUCAUUGUCGUCCACCUAAUCGCACGUGCACUGGAUCCUACCACGAAGAAGUUGUGGGAGUCGACGAUAAAGCGAGGAGAACUCCCAAACUACGAAGACACCAUACAGUUCCUGAAAGACCGCGUCUCAGUUCUGGAGAGAUGCCGCGAUACGGCUGAAGAAGCCAAGACACAGCGUACAUCAGUGAAACCAGCUACGAGGAAGCAGGCGUUUCCCAAUGCCAACGCAGCGACAGCUCCUUCAUCAGCGGAUCAGCGGUGCACCAUUUGUGAUGAAAGCCAUGUGACGUACAAGUGCUCUGUGUUCAACGGCUUGAGUGUGAGUGAUCGACUGGCCAAAGUCAAACAGAAGAACGUGUGCUACAACUGCUUGAGAAGUGGACAUAGCGUGAAGAGCUGCCCAUCGAAGAAGUCGUGCUCCAAGUGCAACAAGCGGCACCACACCCUGCUCCAUUUGGAAGGUGGUGCAAUCUCGUCGAAGCCUGCGAAUGAAAAUUCAGCGAAUGGAGUUCCAGGAUCAGCCCAACCAACGGCGUCGGCUGUCAGACAGCAGUCGGCCGAGAACCAGCCAUCAGUGACAGCAGCGCAUUCCAACAACCCGGUGAACCCAGCGAGCCAGGUGGUGUUGCUCACUGCCCUUGUCAACGUUAUGGACCAUCAACAGCGGCCUUGUGUGUGCAAAGCCCUGCUAGACUGCGGAUCUCAGAUUACUGGUCAGGUUCCGUCGGUUAAGAUAAAUUUGGAGAAUUGGGAACUUCCUCAAGGUCUCAGACUGGCUGAUCCAUCCUUCUAUGAACCUAGCCACGUUGAUUUGCUCAUUGGAAUGGACUGGUUCUAUGACAUUAUGAAACCAGGGUGUUUGAAAAUACACGAUAAUCUCCCUAGCCUUCACGACUCUAAGCUUGGUUGGUUAGUCGGAGGCAAGUUGUUUGACUGUUCUUCCAAUCUUGUGCUAAAUUCCUGUGCUGUUCGAGUUGACCCCGUUGAAGAACUUGUGCAGAAAUUUUGGGAAGUUGAAGGUGUGUCUUCGGAGGUGGUUCUGUCCCGUGAGGAAGAGCAGUGUGAAUCGCAAUUCGCUUCAACCCAUCGUCGAGACGACAGCGGUCGUUUCAUCGUUCACCUCCCAUUGAAGGACAGCGCAUCUCAACUAUCGGAUUCCCGUACCAUGGCCUUGCGACGAUUUUUCAUGCUGGAGUCUAAACUACAACGUCAUCCAGAUUUAAAAGCCCAGUAUGAUGCCUUCAUGGAUGAGUACGAAUCUCUUGGGCACUGCCGGGAGGUCCAAGAACGCGACGAUCCUCCUGGAGUUCUGAAGUGGCAUCUUCCCCACCAUGCCGUCCUCCGCCCAUCGAACACAACUACAAAAUGCCGGGUGGUAUUCGACGCAUCUGCAAAGGUGGCCGGAUUGUCCCUCAACGAUGUUUUGAUGACCGGAUACAACGUUCAGAGCGAUUUGUUGUCUAUCAUCCUACGGUUCCGGAGGUAUCGAUACGUUAUGAGUGCCGAUGUAGCCAAAAUGUACCGCCAGGUUGCCGUAGAUCCCGCUUUCACUCCACUACAACGGAUAUUUUGGAGAAAGUCGCCCCAAGACCCACUACGUGUUCUCGAACUAACUACUGUGACGUACGGAACGGCCUCAGCCCCUUUCUUGGCCACGCGAUCUCUGCUGCAACUUGCACGCACCUUUCCGCUCGCUUCCGCCGUUGUCGAGAAAAAUGUCUACAUAGACGAUGCUCUUUUUGGUUCCGACGAUUUCCUACAAGCAUGUGAGCUUCGAGAUCAGCUGAUAGCCUUGCUCCAGUCCGGUGGAAUGCACCUUCACAAGCGGUCAUCCAACACUAGUCAGCUACUAUCGCCCAUCCCAAGUGAAGAUCGAGACAGCUGCGCAUCUUUCAGCGAGAGUGGCCUCAACGAGGUCAUCAAAACCUUGAGAUUGAUGUGGAAUCCUUCCACAGACUCGUUCCUUGCGGCUUUUCAACGAUUCGUGUCCAGACGAGGAUAUCCCAAGGAAGUCUUCUCCCAUAACGGGACCAAUUUCAUCGGAGCAAGGUCAGCACUGCUGGAGCUCUAUCGGCUAUUCAAGGAGGAGACCACCCAGAACAAGAUCUUUGAGUAUUGCCAAGCAAAGCAGAUCGUUUGGAAGACUAUUUCCCCAAAUGUGCCACACUUUGGAAGGGUUUGGGAGUCCGGUGUGAGAAGUGUUAAAACAGUGCUCAAAAAGGUUUACCUAUCCACCUCCCUAACACUCUCCGGAUUAUCCACCCUGUUGUGCCAGAUUGAAACAAUCCUUAACUCGAGACCACUUUAUUCCCAAUCUAACGACCUGACGGAAUCAGAAGCGUUGCCCCCUGGACAUUUUAUUGCCAACCGUCCACUAUUGGCAAUUCCCGAACCGUCUGUAGUAGGUAUCCCGACCAUUCGUUUGUCCCACUGGCAGCACAUACAACAGCAUCGCGAACACUUCCGGAAACGAGUGGUAGACGUCCGAACGAAGACUGCCUUUAUCAAGGCUCAAAGAGUUAUCAGGUUGCUGCUAGAGGAGUCUAGUCCAGCUCAACCACCGGGGCUUCAUGAGGCGAAGCCAGGCCAACGUCCGGCCAUCAUCCCGGGAAGGAACGCGAGGGUUCCUGCUCCCACCCGGCUCGGUUCCUGA
This is a messenger RNA of Aedes albopictus (Asian tiger mosquito), 3441 nucleotides long. RefSeq lists its product as uncharacterized. Gene Ontology annotation, molecular function: zinc ion binding; nucleic acid binding. The transcript has 3 exons. Lineage: Eukaryota; Metazoa; Arthropoda; Insecta; Diptera; Culicidae. The record is from RefSeq and is a predicted model, not a curated record. The coding region runs from base 1 to 3441 and encodes 1146 amino acids.